Messenger RNA from Haliaeetus leucocephalus (bald eagle), 1332 nucleotides. Its product is annotated as probable palmitoyltransferase ZDHHC21. The coding region runs from base 1 to 963 and encodes 320 amino acids. Gene Ontology annotation, molecular function: protein-cysteine S-palmitoyltransferase activity. Gene Ontology annotation, biological process: peptidyl-L-cysteine S-palmitoylation; protein targeting to membrane. The record is from RefSeq and is a predicted model, not a curated record. Gene Ontology annotation, cellular component: endoplasmic reticulum; Golgi apparatus. The transcript is spliced from 8 exons. NCBI's taxonomy places the organism in Eukaryota, Metazoa, Chordata, Aves, Accipitriformes, Accipitridae.
AUGGCGGGGCCCGGCCCGGACCACCGGGGGGCCCGGAUCACCGGGGGCGGCUGGGGGCGUCGAGGGGGCCGGGCCGCAUGGCAGGGCGCUGCGGAGAAAGGGAAGGGGCAGGCCCGCGGCGCGGGGAGCUCCGGACGCCGCGGACCCCCCCGCCCGGACCCCGCCCCGGUACCUGCGGGCGUCGGGAACACCUCAGUGCCGCCCGGCUGCCGCCGCCAUCUUGGAACGGGGAAAGAGAGAGCGAGCGCGCGGGGUGGGCCGUGGGGGGUGCUCACCUUACCCCCCCCUCUCCGCCGCCCCCCAGGCGUAGUUCCCCUCCCCGACACGGCCAUCGACUUCUCCGACCUGCGCAGUGCGGCCCCGCGGAAGCCCGAGCGGAGCCAGGAGGACUGGACGGUGUGUGACCGCUGCGAGGCAUACCGACCGCCUCGCGCCCACCACUGCCGCAUCUGCCACCGCUGUGUGCGCCGCAUGGACCACCACUGCCCCUGGAUCAACAACUGCGUCGGGGAGUUAAACCAGAAAUACUUCAUACAGUUCCUCUUCUACGCCGGGCUGGCUAGUCUCUACGCUGCAGGACUGGUGCUGGCCGCCUGGCUGGGACCGGUGGGCAGGAGCCCGGCAGGGAUGGCAGCGGGAGGAGAUGUUGCCAACAACCGUGUCCAGACGGCUCACUGCAUUAUCCUGCUGCUAGAGUCCCUCUUCUUCGGAGCCUUUGUCACCGUCGUGUUUUAUGAUCAGGUCGUGUCGAUCAUCACGGACAAGACGCCCCUGGAGCAGCUCCGCAAUCGGGGGUUGAAGGAGAUGAACCGGGAGGGGCCACGUCCCCUGAAACCCAAACUGGUGCUGCUGCGGGAGGUGUUCGGGCGAGGUUUCGUGCUCUGCUGGCUCUUCCCCUGGAGCUGCAGCACCGCCCCAGGCACGGGUCCCAUGUACAGCCCCCUGCCCAGCCGCUAUGUCUGAGCUCCCUGUACUUGGCACGUGAGAGGAUGCUGGAAACACACCGAUGACAGCUUCAUGCCGGGAUGCGAAGCCGUGACUGAGCUUCACUGCCUCCGUGCCCGGCCACGUGAGCCCUCUGCCCACCCAGGGGUGAAUUGGCUGCCCCCAAAGCCAGGGCAUUUCCCUGGCAGCACCAAGCCAGUGCAGCAACGAGCUCCUGGGGCUUUCCGGCAGAGUGGGUGCCUGGCCCCGCUGUCCUUGGAGUGCAGCGGGGUAGGAUUGUCCACCCCGGGAUGUCUCAGAGCAGGCUGGCAGCAGGGCCCUGUGUGCCAGCAGCUCUGGCUGCCGUCUCGAGAGACAGGUACAGACCUCUGGCCACCCUGGGGGGCU